GAGGGACUGUUACUGAAGUGGACAGAAAGAAGACGAACACCUUAAAGACAACAAGACUGACAAGCAGGCAAGAAAGACAACAGAAGCAAUCAAGAUGAUGACGAUGAUGAAGAACCCCAUCAUUCUGGUGACCUGUGUCUUGCUUUUGUCAUCUCUCGCUGUCCUGGCAUCUCAAAGCAGCUUUGGUCCAGAUGACUGCUGCUUUCAGUUCUUCUCCACAAGGUUGCCUAAGAACAGGGUGAUGACCUACCAAUAUACAGACGAGAGGUGCACAAAUAAAGCUGUGCUUUUUACAAUGAGGAAUCGUGCCAAAAUUUGUGUCAACCCAUCUGAGCAGUGGGUCAAGAGCAUCAUCGAAACCAAACAGUGGAUCCACAUCAAAACUGGGAACAGCUCUGCGUCCGAACCAUCCGAGUGAUCCAGCGUAUGUUUCAUCACUACAUCCUAAAGCUCACUGAGCCAAGCAGCAGUGGUGGUGUAGUGGUAACCUACUGUACCUCUGAGAAAGAAUAUUUUUCAAUUAGCUCAAAAUAUAAAUGCAAAACAAUGCCUCAAAUUACUUCUUUUUUAUUAUCUGUCUUUUUGUUUUGUUUGAUAUUAUCUUCCUCUUUUGUUUUAAUGUGGUUUCAAGCUCGUUUCAAGUGAUGCCCUGAAAGAUUAGAUAAGCUAUUUUACAGUAAAUCAUGUGCUUAAAAUGUUUUCUGAUAUAUUAUUAAAAAAAUCAUACAUGAUA
Messenger RNA from Micropterus dolomieu (smallmouth bass), 733 nucleotides. RefSeq names its product C-C motif chemokine 5-like. Bases 95 to 418 code for a protein of 107 amino acids. The transcript is spliced from 3 exons. Lineage: Eukaryota; Metazoa; Chordata; Actinopteri; Centrarchiformes; Centrarchidae. Gene Ontology annotation, biological process: monocyte chemotaxis; lymphocyte chemotaxis; positive regulation of ERK1 and ERK2 cascade. Gene Ontology annotation, cellular component: extracellular region. Gene Ontology annotation, molecular function: chemokine activity; CCR chemokine receptor binding. The record is from RefSeq and is a predicted model, not a curated record.